CUUUCGCUUCCUGAUACCUGCUCAACUCCAGUCGCUCCGUGACUACGAGCAGCACAUCAUAUUGCUUCGGCGUGACAAUCUGCGGUUACGGUUGCGACUUUACUUCCUGGUGAGGCAGGACCACUAUGAACCCAUUGAAAAUAAUCCUGAUGCUACUGCACAGCUCACAGAAUUGCACAAAAUCAUUGAUGAGGAAAUCAAAAAAAUUUCUGAUGCUCUGAAGGAACGAGAUGCCCUCUUUGACGGAUAUAGGGGGAAGAUUGAGGAACUAGAGCGUCUCCUGGAGCGUGCAUAUCAGGAUAAGUCGGAGCUUAACAAAGAACUCUGUAAAUGGAAAGAGAUGACAGAGGACGGUGCCCAUGGGGACAGUGUUCAGAAUGAGAAAUGCAGCAGUGAGUUAGGAGGUGAAGUAAAGGGCCAAAGCUUCCAGGAGCUUGUGGACAGGGAAUUUCUGAACGAGAAACCAAAGGUGGAAAAUACAACUAAGGUGCAGGAGCUCGUCUCUGCCCACACUGUGAAGCUGGAAAAGACUGGAGGGUCUCCAAACAGCCAGGAUGUACUGUGGUCUUCUGUUCAACCCAGAGUUCAAGCAUUUCUCCAGCUGAUUGAAAGCUCACUCGCAGCUGGUGACAUCGAGCAGGCUCGUCAAGUGGAGGAGGACUUUAAGAGGCAGCUAAGCACGAUAACGGACAGCUGCUGCUCAUCAUUCUCACCAUUGCAAAGUGCACAAGAAAUUGAGGGUCAAAGUUCCACUACCACGCAAAGGAGUCUGACAAGCAGGUUUGAAGCUGAACCUUGGAAUGAAAACUCAACGGAGAUCGCCAAGAUUCCUUGCCCAUCACCCACAGCUCCCUCAGAAUUUGUUAUUCCAAGUUCUGUUACUGUGCACCGAGGUGAAAGAAGCAGCCUUGAGGGCGACUAUGGAAAUGAAAGGCUGAUUGACAGUUUGAGCAAUGACAUAAGGCACUUGAAGUCUCGUCUUCAUGCAAGUCAGACUCGACGUCGACAGCUCGAGAUGGAAAUUAAGUCGACUUCCCAAUUGCACGUUGCUGUAUGUAAGCAGAAAGACAAGCUUCUGGAAUCUGCUAAGAUGGAGAUUCGUGAUUUGAAGAGACGAGCUGAGGAGGCACUUGAGCUGAAAAGUCGGCUGGCUGAACUGGAAUCUGAAUGCAAUUGUCUACAUUCUGCCAUUCAUCAGAAGACAACUUUCAUCGAGGAGCUACUUUUAGACAGGAGCAGGACCAUGGAGGAAACUGAAAAGACAGUGGAAGACUUGAUUGCAUCCUUGAGGCAGAAGGAUGAAUUCUUGAAACUAAAGGAUGAGUCUAUAAAGGACUUGGAGGCUAAGUUAAAGCUAUUGGAGAAUGCAGCCGCAGCUCAUGAAAAAUGUAUUGUUCAACAACAGAAUCUAACUGGCUCUUCAUGUGUGCCUGGUGAAAGCCUACCUGCUUCCAAUUCUGUGGAAAUCACACCUGAGCGUUGUGGGAGAAUUUUAUUUUUUGCAUCCCCAACAUCACCUGAUGGAUCAGAGACGGCCACUGUUCUGCAUCUUUCGCAGUGUGCAUCAGAAGUGAAGGAUUUGUGUGAGGCUGUUUGUGAGUUGGCUCAGGAAGUUUUGCCAGAACUAGCCACAUUUGACUUUCCUAGGAAUGGUACUGUUCCUGAGCUCAUUGAAAUUUUGAGCGCUGCACGAGAGAAGGGUUUGCAGUUCUGCAUGCGCAGUCAGAGUGGCUAUGAACAUGAAGGACAUCUUCAAGUUGGGCCGGAUCCCUCACAGAUAGCUUUGCCUGCAAAUCUUGGUGGAAAGCUUCAGGAGCUAUCACUCUUGCUUGGAGUUGAGUGUUCGGUUGUACCAGUCUGUCUGAGGGAUAGUGUAGGUCUUCUUGAUACACUCAUUGAGAAAACAAAGGAAGAGUCCAUUCAUAACUCAAAGGAUUCAGCAGCCUUUCAUGUUGAUCCAAAUUCACCAGAAGGUCAGGGUCAGGCAUCCCACAGUACCCCCAUCGACACGUCAUUCCGACAAUUUUCAAAUGGAUGUGAUCAUCUAGAAGCUGCAGAUUAUCAGAAGGAGCUCCUUGGUGAACUUGACUCUGCAUUGGAGUGUGUUGGACAGCUGCACAACGAAGUUGAAGCUUUGUCUCUCACACCCACCUCGAGCAUGCUCAAGAAGACGGAUGGCAGCACAGAUGAGUUGGUGUUUGCUGUUGACUCCACAGGGCAGUUGGUUCAAGUGGCCCUUGAGUCUGGCGAGCAAAAUGAACACAUUGCAAAGGAAGUGUCUGUGCAGACUGAAGCAGAUGAUGAUGUGGAGUCUUUGAGGAGUGAGCUAAGGAACGCUAAAGCACAGGUCAAAUUUUUACAAAGGUCCCUGAAGGACUCGUUCUCAGUGAAGAUAACAGAGUCCCCCACUGGUCCAAAUGCACAGCCAUUGAUUGAAAUAGACCAAAAUUUGCCCCAUCAUGGCUCACUAGCCAGUCAGAGUCCCCGCAAGUCUGCAUUGUCAGCUAAUCGGCGUUGGCGAAAGCAGCUCACAAAUCAGAAGAUGUCAGAGUUUGGUUUGUCAGAAAAUGUGUUUGAACUCCAGGAGGAGAUCUUUUUUCUUGUGCUGAGGAUUGAAGACUUGGAGAGGCAACUGAAGGAAAGUUCAGAGAUAAUGAUCUCUAAGUACAAGGAUCAACCUGCAUCUGAGCAGUCGGUCUUAACAGAUGCUUGCCUGUUGGAGAAGAAUGCUGCCCUGGAGCGGCAGUUGCAGGACAUGCAGGAGAUGUCAGUAGUGCUUCUGUGCCGGUUGGAAGAGCUGGCAAAAUUCCUAGGGCAGCUGCUGGCCUACGACGAGACUGGAUCAUUGGGGUCCGUGACUCUUUCUCCAGCCAUGGUGGCCAAGAUCCGCCAGUUCGUCGCAGACAGCAAGGAGAUCUCCAAUUCCUUCCACUCCAUGUCACAAAGUUUUCUUGGUUCUGACACGAGCAGUGUUCUCAGUGACCACCUGUCAAAGAGAGGUUCACUGGAUAAGAAUAUGCAGUCAUUCUUAUCUCUUUCAAAAAAAAAUGAAGAUGGGACAGCUCUUGUGAAUAAACCAUCUACGGGCAAGCUGGACAUCAAGAUGAUCUCACCUUCCCCUGAAGAUUUCGCCUUCAUGGAAGACGAGCUGAAAAUAUUACGAGAUCGAGUGGCGCAGCAGCAGAGGGAGAUCUCCACCCUUACACGGCGUCUUGAAGAGGAGUGUCCUGAAAGGGCGUCUUCAGCAGCUGGAGGUAGGUGCCCUUCACGUCGCCAUCCUGGCACACCAGCGUCUCUCUGUGAAGGGGAGGACACGGAUGCAUCCUGGCGUUAUCAGGACCAGGUAGUCCUGGUGCAAGCUAGUGACAGUGAUGAUAUCCUGCUCCUGCUGAAUGAGAGGGGCCUUCCUGAGAAUGUCUACCUGCGGAGCACUUGGCAAAAGCAAGCUCUCAAUGCCCCUGAAAGCCCCAGCAUCCCAGCAGUGGCUUCAGCUGUAGCUGCGGAAGAGGCUGAUGCAGAUGCAGACUACUCUUCUUCAUCUCCUUCCCUGCUGCGAUGGAAAGAUUCUCGCAAUUCAGCUUUGGAAAACAAUGUACCACAAGAGCCAUUAGUGCCCAUUGGCCGUUUCCAGUGCUGGUCUUCAGAUUCAGACAUAUGGUCAGAGCCAGACCGUAGUGUCUCUGAGCAGCGAAUGGGUGGCGUCUGUCGCAAAGGGUGGAGCAAGCAGCCACGCAGGUCACCCAAGGAAGCAAGAAAAACUUUGGUUGGUGGACGGCAGGAGCCAGGCUCAGACACUGGGCUCAAGAAAGCCAAGGACACUUGGCCUGACGUGUCCCGAGGGAAGCGGCUGAGCUGCCCAGCAGCAGACGGAGGGCGUAGUAAGCGAGCCACACCAACCAGCUAUAUAAAAACUCGAGAGCUGGAAAAGCUUCUGCGAAGAAUUCAGCAAUGUGGAUCCAGGCUUGAAGAUACCUUGGCUGUACAUAAGGAAUCCUGCCAGAAAUUGUUGGGAACCACAUCAGGAGAAAGCUCAAAGGAUGCCACUGCGUCUCCACAACUGAAGCAAAUAGAUUUGACAGAAUCUCAUGCAAACUCGAUGCGCAAACUGCAGUUCCGCCUGGAAGAAAUGUUCAUAAAUAAUCAAGUUUUGCAGGAACUUCUCAGUGAAUAUCUUGCAUCUGAAAAAGUGGUCUCUGUUGAAGCCAGCACUCCUUCAGGAGUUGGAGCUGAUGCUAGGGCGAGUGCUACUGAGCAGCUGAACCAGUGCAAAAAGGAGCUUGAGUGCAAGGAGAGGAGAGAAGAAAUCUUGAAGAGGGCCAUAGUUCGGGAGCAAAACUCAAAAUUGCAGUUGGAAAAAGAGCUGGCAGACUGUCAAAAGGAACUACAGUCUCUCCAUGAAGCACACCGGAUUCUCGAAGGAGACUACAAGGCACUUGUUGAGAGAAAUGCUGAUUCUAUUACAAAGGAACACCAAAAUCAUUUGUCUCUUGGGGGGCUUGAAGGCCCCACCAGGUUGGAUCAUAUUAAGAGUUUGAGCAUUGAGAAGGGCAACUCUGAAGAAACAAAGGUGUGUGAUGAUAGUUGUGCUUUGAUGUCACGGGUUCAUCAGCAAGCCCAAGAGAUUGCAAGGCUGGGCAAAGAAGAAACAUUGCUUAGGGACAAGGUCAUGAACCUCUUGGAGGAGAAAGCACUGCUAUUACAGAAACUGGAUACGACACAGCAUGAACAUGAAGUACUCUCGGAGUCUACAAGCAACAAAAUUUCUGAGUUAGUGACUAAACUGGGUCCACUAUCCACGCAGAACAAGAACCAACAAGAGGAGAUCAGGGGUCUGAGAGAGAGGUGUGACAGCCUAUCUCGAGAGAAGGUGACUCUAGAAUGUGACAUAGAUGCAGCCUUUUCAAAGCUUGAAGGGCUGCGAGUAGAAAACCAAGAUCUGAGAGAUACCCUGCUUGCACUACGAAAACAAGAGAGUCAGCUUCAAGAAAAGCUAGAGAAAGCAACAAAUGAACUGCAGGCUACAAAAAAAAUUUCUGAAGAGUACAGCCAAAGCGACAAGCUUUUGAGGAUGGAAAAGGACAAGUUAGCUGCCAAAAUAGCCGAUUUAUCAUUAUGUGUGGAUGGCUUGCAAUGUGAAAAGCAAUCGCUUUAUGAAGAAAAGCAGAGACUGAUCCUUCAAGUCAGUGCAGGGGAAGAUGAGGUGGAGCGAAUCACCAGUAAACUUCAAAAUUGUGAAGAGGAGUGCAAUACGUUAAGGACACAAAAGAUUGAGCUCGAGGCCUACUUGCAAGCUUCAAAUGAAAAACUUGAAGAAUCUGAGCAUUUGACUGAGCAACUUCGAGAAGAACUCAGUGCAACAAAGAUGAAACUUGAGAACAUGAGCUCGCGUUGUAAUCAUCUUGAACAAGAACUUGGUGCUUCCAAGGAUCUGCACAAGCAGCUGCAGUGGAAAAAUGAUGAAUUGCAAAGGACACUGGAGGCAGUUGGCAGAGAGGCACAGCAAAGCAAGAGCUUUGCAAGGAUGAGUGCAGACAAGAAGCACGUGAUUGCCAUUGUGGAACUGGAAGAUAGGAAGAAAAGCUUGCAGAGUGCAGUGACUGAGCUCAAGCUCAAGCUAGAAAGAGCAAUGCAUGAAAACAGAUGCCUGAGAUUUGAGCUUAGAGCAAGGGAGCAGUUCCAAGUUGGAAACAGUUCAGGUGCAGGAAACAUGAGCGCAUCAGAUGCGUCACUGCGGUUCAUCACUGCUCUAAACAGCAGCUCACCUCCUCGGCUAAGCCCUCACCAGGCCACUCCAGACUCCUCAUCCUCGAGGCAGCCUGUGACCCCACUGGGUGCUAGUCGUCAUUCCUGUACGCACUCCAGGUCACAGCACACCUCUCCUGACUUGGGUAUUGAUUCAGAUCCGAUGCCAGAGCAUGAGUUCUACUCAACACCUGCUGACUCAGUGGUAGCUCUCAUGGAGCACUGGCAGCACCGUAUGGGCCCUGAUUGGAGCAUCUCUACUGCACACUCGGCGCCCGACGCCAUUGGCAGUAACUGCCAGCUCUGCCAGCAAGGCAAGGAAAAUACCUCUUCAUGGAAGCUGAGAGCCAAUGCAACGUGCCCUGCUGGAGACCUGCUGGAACGAUCAGACUCCCAUUCUCCUUCAAAGAGCGGACUUCCAGCAAUAUCCUGCAGCUUUUCAUCGCCUGGAGUUCGGAUGUGUGCCAUUGUUCAAUUAUCUGAUCAUGAACAGCUCAAGAAGCGAGUGGAUGAGAGCAUCUGCUUGAUUCGUCGAGUAGAAAGUGUCGUUGAAGAAGCACUGGAAGCUCUUGCUGAUUUUGCGUCUGACUGCACAGAGCCUCCAGAAUGCAAAAGCCUACUUGAGGAUGCUGAAAAGGGAUGCCAAACAAUCAAAGGGUGCCUCACUGAUAGCUUCAGACUGAUUUGCAGCUUCACCAUUGCACCGGCACCAGAACCAAGGGAUGAAGCUGCCUUUGAGAAGCUGCGGUUGGAAUUCACCAAACUCCAGGAGGCAUACUCUAAACAGACAGCUGAACUUCAGUGUGCACGUGAGGAAAUCACAGCAUUCAAGGAGAAAAAAGAAGGAAUGGAAAAAGCCAUUUCCCGCCAAUUGAACAAGACAAAGAUGGUGCUUAAACAAACGCGGGGAAACUUGACAAGCAUGCGCAGCCGGGACUCCAAACCUGAAAGGGACCCCAAAGCUGAAAGAAACCCCAAGGCUGAAAGGAACUCCAGGGCUGAAAAAAAAUGAUUUUCUGUCAUAUUAGUAAAUGAUAAGAGUGGUGACCACUGUAAUUUUUAAAACUAGGUGUUUUAUAUAUUUCUCUCUAGAUUUUUGUUUAUUAUUUAGUUUUUAUGUUCUGUCAUGUAGAAGAGAAAAAUGCCAUAAAGCACAUCAUAAGUACAUAAGUUUGGUGGUGUAGGGCGCUUUGUGUGCUCUGGAUUUUGUGAGACUUGGAAAGUGCGUUUAGUGCUAAAAGCGUACUUACUGCAGUAAGCUUCAUUGGACUAUGUACUAUGUGCACAUUAGAAAACAUAUAGCUCUUGUAGUGUUCCCAUGUUGUAAUGCACAUGACUGCAUGUUAAGCACGAUACUACUUGCAAUCUUAUGUAGGCAGUAAUAACUCUCACAUUACGUCUCUGGGACCUGCAACAUUUGUAACUACAGUGACAAGGUAGUCUCAUUGUACAUAGCAGCUGUAUUCACAAAGGAAAUAUAUACCAUGCAUUGAAGAA
This is a messenger RNA of Rhipicephalus sanguineus (brown dog tick), 7239 nucleotides long. RefSeq lists its product as uncharacterized. The coding region runs from base 341 to 6754 and encodes 2137 amino acids. The transcript has 27 exons. The record is from RefSeq and is a predicted model, not a curated record. NCBI's taxonomy places the organism in Eukaryota, Metazoa, Arthropoda, Arachnida, Ixodida, Ixodidae.